AUGGAGAUUCUGAUUCGCCUCCCGGACCCUAGAUCCGCCUGCCGCUGCAAAAUCGUCUGCCAGCUGUGGAGGUCCGUCAUCUCCGAUGCCUCCUUCAACCGCCGUUUCGUUUCUCACCGCCAGAUCAUGACUCCGGGCGAUCUCAAAUCCGUCGUCCUCAGCUUCCUGCCUCCGAUGCCUAAUGGGGUUAAAGACCGAGACGCGCUCAGAGUUUUGCACUGCGACAAGGACCUGGUUCUGUGCGGGUUUUGGGAUAAAGCUUGCGACGAUGGGGAAUACAGCAGAUCGUACCUCGUCUGCAAUCCGUUCACGAAGCAGUGGCAUGGUCUUCCUUUGGCGCCCAGGAAGUUGAUUGAGUAUUUAUUUCCGGUCACAAGGCAUAGAAACAGGAAGUAUAAGUUGGCGUGCAAAGGUUUGGUUCAAUCCGAAGGUUUUAAGAUUGAAUCCUAG
Linum tenue is the source of this 450-nucleotide messenger RNA. NCBI's taxonomy places the organism in Eukaryota, Viridiplantae, Streptophyta, Magnoliopsida, Malpighiales, Linaceae. The record is from the annotation of a GenBank genome assembly.